Nymphalis io (European peacock) is the source of this 912-nucleotide messenger RNA. RefSeq names its product homeobox protein Nkx-3.1-like. The record is from RefSeq and is a predicted model, not a curated record. Gene Ontology annotation, cellular component: nucleus. Lineage: Eukaryota; Metazoa; Arthropoda; Insecta; Lepidoptera; Nymphalidae. Gene Ontology annotation, biological process: cell differentiation; regulation of transcription by RNA polymerase II. The transcript has 5 exons. Gene Ontology annotation, molecular function: DNA-binding transcription factor activity, RNA polymerase II-specific; RNA polymerase II cis-regulatory region sequence-specific DNA binding. The coding region runs from base 1 to 882 and encodes 293 amino acids.
AUGGUUUGUCAAACUAGAAACUACCGGUGUUCGGAAAAAAGCACCCAGCUGAUUGAUGAUUCCGACAUCGAUGACGACAUAUCCGUGGGUGACAAUCGUUCCGAGACAUCCACACCAAAAAAGAUUCACGUCACAUAUGGAAAUGAUUCCGAAGAUUACGAAAGAAAGGCAGACUGUCAGAAAAGAACCGAGUCCGAAAACGAUCGUUCAACUCCCAUAGAAUAUAACACUAACCGAAUACCAAAUUCGGAGUAUUCAUCUCCAUUUAAAGAUGAUGAACACGAAUACGAAAGACCAGAAGAUUCUGUGAAGCUCUAUGAGGGGUCCCUUUUCCAACUAUAUAGACCAGACAGGGAAAGUGCGAAAGAGGCAGAAAAUGGGUUUGAAAUGGCGGGGUCUAUAUCGGAUAGUAUUUAUGGCAGGUCCAUGGAUCUUACCAAGAACUCAUUCCAGUCGCAACUAUUGGCUGGGUUUGCGGCGUCGGUGAUGGCGGGCAGUUCGCAGCGUGACGCGCAAGAUUCAGCUGAUCGUCAAUCCUCAGGGCGAAGCGGCAGUACUCCCAACUCGGGGCGGAAACCUCGUCGCCGACGCACCGCGUUCACACACGCGCAACUCGCGUACUUGGAACGCAAGUUCCGAUGUCAGAAGUACCUGAGCGUCGCUGACCGCGGAGACGUUGCUGAUGCCCUCAACUUGAGCGAGACACAAGUCAAGACAUGGUAUCAGAAUAGGAGAACCAAAUGGAAACGUCAAAAUCAACUCCGACUUGAACAGCUCCGAGCGCAAGCGGCGACGGGUGAACGGGAGCUCUCAGCACACGCGUUGCCUCUCGCUUGUGCACUCCUCCCUCCUUAUCCCGCAUAUAUGCACUGCCAUUUGUAAAGCGAGACGGAACGGCUUGUUUUUAAAUUA